AUGUUUCAGAAACUCCCAGCCGAAAAGCUUAAGAAGCAUACAACAUUAAAGAGUAACCUUCUUACAAAGCUGAAGAAUCAGGCUAUCAAGGAGAUGCCACUUAUCGAAGGCAUUAUCGAUGAAAUUUUCCCAAAGAAGACCCCAGUUAUUGUUUAUUCUAUUGAACAGCACCUCAAGCUUUACGCUGUUGAUAAUAAGCCAGUUAUGGUUGAACUUGGUACUGGUGAUGUCUUCCCAAUGCUCCGAACAGCCAUCGACUACCCAGGACUCCUUCCAGUUAUCUACGUAGAUGAAGGUGCUGUCAAUGCCCUUCUUCGUGGUGCUGAUCUUAUGGCUCCAGGUAUCAAGUUGGUUCCAAAGGAAUUCGAAGCCGGUGCUAUCGUUCAAGUUAAUCUUCUUGAUUGCGAUCAUCCAUUCAUGAUCGGACAGGCUCAAAUGUCCUCUGCAGAAGCUAAGAAUGCCAAGGGUAUUGCAGUCAAGAACCUUACAAUCCUUCGUGAUGCACUCUACAUGGCCCAUAAUGGCUUAUAA
This is a messenger RNA of Trichomonas vaginalis G3, 531 nucleotides long. Its product is annotated as formation of translation preinitiation complex. Gene Ontology annotation, molecular function: RNA binding. The transcript has a single exon. Bases 1 to 531 code for a protein of 176 amino acids. Lineage: Eukaryota; Parabasalia; Trichomonadida; Trichomonadidae. The record is from RefSeq and is a predicted model, not a curated record. Gene Ontology annotation, biological process: formation of translation preinitiation complex.